GUAGUACGAACGCGACUCAAGCAUAUAAAAAUAUUUAAGAACAUAAAUACGUGUUAAGAUGUUAACGUGGUUGGAGAAGAUCUCUUUGAUUGUCCUGAUCGUAGUGGCGGUAAAAAUAUUGAUAAAAGGAGCCCAUUUGAUAUGGAAAAAAUUAUUAGCACCUAAUCUAGGUUUGGGUAUAGAUUUAACGAGUCAAGGAAAGUGGGCAAUAAUCACAGGUGCAACGGACGGUAUCGGUAAAUCUUUCGCGAAUGCUCUUGCUAGCAAAGGUCUCGAUAUCGUCUUAGUCUCGAGAUCAUUACCAAAGCUUAAAGAUGUCGCAACCGAAAUAAAAGAGAGAUAUGGAGUUAAAACUUGUAUCGUUGUGGCUGAUUUAACACAAGGUCCAACAAUUUAUUCUAAGAUUGCCAAAGCUACGGAGGAACUCGAUGUUGGCAUUUUAAUUAACAACGCUGGAAUGAGUUACGAAUAUCCGGAACUUUUUACCAAGAUACCAGAAGAAACUCUAAAUAAUAUAAUGCAAUUAAAUAUCGUUGGUCUUACCGGUAUAAGCAAGGUGAUUUUAACAAGAAUGCUGCUACGAAAAAAGGGUGUCAUAAUUAAUGUAAGUUCGCUGUCGGGGAUGGAUAUUCCAAGUCCAUAUUUGACAGUUUAUGCGGCCAGUAAAGCUUAUGUCAUUAAAUUCAGCACCGAUUUAGCUGCGGAAGUAGCUCAGAAUGGUAUCACCAUACAAUGUAUUGUUCCUGGACCUGUUGCCACUAAGAUGACCAAAGUCAAAAAACCAACGUGGAUGACACCGACUGCUGAUAAGUUUGUCGAGGCUACUUUGAAAACUGUGGGAAUCGAAUCUUUAACAACCGGAUAUCCACCUCACUAUUUAGUGUACGGAUUUAUGAAAACGUUGACAUGCGUGUGUGAGAAGGGUGCAAUGUGGUUAGUGACCAGAACGAUGCUCAAUCUAAGAGGACGUUCUCUUCGAAAAAAGAUGAGGGAACAGGAGCAAAUGAAAGAGAUUCCACAACGUGACACUCUCCUCACGGAAUAAAUUUCUAAUAUUAAUCUAUCGAAAUUAGC
Messenger RNA from Vespula pensylvanica (western yellowjacket), 1074 nucleotides. RefSeq names its product very-long-chain 3-oxoacyl-CoA reductase-like. Gene Ontology annotation, molecular function: oxidoreductase activity. The record is from RefSeq and is a predicted model, not a curated record. Gene Ontology annotation, cellular component: endoplasmic reticulum. NCBI's taxonomy places the organism in Eukaryota, Metazoa, Arthropoda, Insecta, Hymenoptera, Vespidae. The transcript has 3 exons. The coding region runs from base 59 to 1045 and encodes 328 amino acids.